GAAGUGUCCAGGGCGUGGUUUGUCUCAAUCAUUUUAGCACAAUGAAAGGCCUUCGUUACUUUGUUGCAUGAUCUCCCUUCUCACUUUAUCCUGUUAUUAUGAUGGUGCUGUAGCGCUUCGGCCGAUGAGCUGAUUUUGUUUCCGUUGCCGUUUAUUUUUCUCUGCGGAAAUAACAGCAGGUUGCCUUUGCGUACCCGUCAUAAUGCAUCCGAUGCCCGUGUGCUCAGUUAGCGGUGGAGACAUAUUUGACUGUAUACAGAGAGGAAAUAUUGAACAGUGUAUACACUUCAUUGAGAAUGAUCGAGCAGUCCUCAAGCGAAAAGGCUGGGGCGGUUUCACCCCACUUCACUACGCUGCCCUGCAUGGUAACCGUGCCUUGGUUGACCUUUUCCUUAGUCAUGGAGCUGACCCUAACCUGACAUGUGAUGCAGGACAGACAGCCUUCCAUUUUGCCUGCAGGCAAGGAAACAUCUAUAUCAUACACCAAAUGAUGCAGUAUGGAGCUGAUUUGCGCCUCAUAGACAUGCAGGGGAAAACAUCGUUGCAUCAUGCAGUUACUGGGGGCAACAUUGUUGCAGUGCACUAUUUAUGGGAGACAGGAAUGUUCCGAUUCUCAGACACUGACAUGUACCAGGUGACACCCCUUCACCUGGCUGCGUCCACAGGCAACACAGAGGUAGUCCGGUAUUUGCUCAGAGACCAGAGAUGUACUGCGGAUGCAGUUGACCAGCAGGGAGCGACACCACUUCACGUUGCAGCAGAGAGGGGUGGGGUGGAGGUGUGCUGGUCACUGCUGCAGAAAACGGGAUGCAGGAUGCUCCAUCAGAAGAACCACAGUGGCCUCACACCACUGGAUCUCAGUAAACUGGGGAAAACAUUCAGACAUCAGCAACUCACCAAACUACUGAGUCGGUACAUUAAUGAGCCAAUACACCACAUGCCGAGGGAGUCUCAUGUGUUGUACUACUGGACACUGUUUUUUCCAACUCUGAGUGGAGCUGCCAUCCUGCUGAUAGCAGCCAUGUUGGGAGGCUAUGGUGGGCUGAUCUGUGGCUUGCUCUUCCCCUGGCUGGCCAGAAGCAUAUUCACACAAUACCACCGCAUGACCACGUACCAAAGGUUACCCAACCCGAUCUACUUGGGAACCCUGAUAGCUGGUGUGUUCCAUACCCUGCUGUGCUUUUAUGGAAAAAUAAUGCCUAGUGUGUGGCCAAGCAGUGCUCUAGUCCAGGUAUCGAUGGUCCACUUCUCCCUAGUCCUUGGCCUGUUCUGUAAGGUUCUGACUCAGGACCCCGGGACACUGGACAGAGCAGAUGCCGAUCCUCGUUUUUCCUGUAUCGCUGACCUGGUAGAGAGCAACCAGAGCCCUCACAGGUUCUGUCCAUACUGUGAGCUGUUUCAGCCUGACUACACAAAACACUGCAAGCUGUGUGAAGUGUGCAUUAAAGAAUAUGACCAUCACUGCCUUUUCCUGAACCAGUGCAUUGGCCGGGGGAACCACCGCCUCUUCCUCUUCUUCAUCCUCUCCAUGGUGAUUGCCCACCUUAUUUUUGUUGCCACAGCAACAAGUUACCUGAAUGAUAAGAUGUCUGCAGGCAGUCACAGCUUGUCAUCGUGGCUCACGUUGAUAGGGGAGGAGUUCUGGAUUGUAGUCAUGAUUGUUAUGAAUGCACUGACACUUAUGUGGGAGGUGUGGCUGCUGUCUGAGCAGUUUGGCGCCAUCGCCACGGGUACGACCACCUAUUUCAGACAGUGUGAAAGCUCAGCACAACAGAAGUCACUAGGGGAGCGCUGGUUUAUAGUGCUGUUGUUUCUGUUGGAGGGUCAAAGACGGGUGGGCAGCGGACAAACAAGAGAGGACAAAAUCACUAUCGAUAUUUAAAACAGUUGGUUUGUCUUAUGCAGUUGUUUCAUAAUCCCUCACUUAGAAAUGUGCAUUCAUUCUCAGUUUACAAAGUGUUUAGUGUGUACUCAGCUCUGUGAUAAUGUCCUCGUAAGUUUCAGUAACUCUUUAAUGCCAUAUAACAUGUUGCACUCAAAUGUAAAAUUAGGUUAUAUUUUAAUAUUUCUAUUUUAAUAUACAGUAGUCUAUAGAGUAGAUUUGUAGCCAGCCACUAAGUUUAGAUGUUUGCCUAGUUUUUAGAGACCUCACUGAACAUCGUUAAGAUAACAGUAUUUUAAUGAACUUGUUGGUUUUUCAUUGUUAACUGUGAAGUACUAGAUAUUUCCAAGACUGUGUUCUAGCAGGGACCACCUCUGAUAAUUGUUUCUCUUCCACGUCAUCAGCAUACAUUUUUAACAUCAUUGUUUUUGUUGCUUUAAAUAAAUGUGUGAAAACUGUAGAUUGUUGUGUACUCAAAACAUCAGCAAGUCCUGUGAUUAGCUAGUGAUAAUGGUUAAUCACGGGUGCACUGAAAGUCUUUGUUCCCAACAUAAUGGUAUUACCUCUCCAACCUGCUCUCACCUAUUUGUGCCAUGACACUUCCUCUGCUCUCACUAAUGGGACAUGCUCUUUUCAUGCCUUUAAUUACACGCACUCAUUUCCUAUGUGUCCCUCAGGACCAUAU
Messenger RNA from Monopterus albus (swamp eel), 2567 nucleotides. RefSeq names its product putative ZDHHC-type palmitoyltransferase 6. The coding region runs from base 203 to 1882 and encodes 559 amino acids. Gene Ontology annotation, molecular function: protein binding; palmitoyltransferase activity. The record is from RefSeq and is a predicted model, not a curated record. NCBI's taxonomy places the organism in Eukaryota, Metazoa, Chordata, Actinopteri, Synbranchiformes, Synbranchidae. The transcript has 10 exons.